This is a messenger RNA of Lentinula edodes (shiitake mushroom), 1129 nucleotides long. RefSeq names its product RlpA-like double-psi beta-barrel-protein domain-containing protein-containing protein. Bases 233 to 997 code for a protein of 254 amino acids. NCBI's taxonomy places the organism in Eukaryota, Fungi, Basidiomycota, Agaricomycetes, Agaricales, Omphalotaceae. The transcript has 8 exons. The record is from RefSeq and is a predicted model, not a curated record.
CUUUCUUUUCUCUUUACUUAUCCUUUUCCAUGCACCUUUUGACUGAGUAUACUUCGAAGAGAAUUCGUUCAAGUUGUUUCGGGAUUCGAAUGCGAUAAUUUUUUUUCGAAUAAUUGGUUGCGAGUGCCGCGCCAGGCACCGAAAAGUCACUUUGCCGUGAACGAUCUGGACAGGUUGAUUUGUUCACGUUCGUAAGUGUUACACCCAACCUAAUCACCCAAAACAAAAAACUAUGCACUCUUUUUCCUACCUGUCGUUACUUUGUCUUGCUAUUUCGUGUUUCUUUUCUCCUACACAAGCAUCACCUGGACAUGGCAAAGUUCGGGUUAGUCAUGUCAACAGGAACGUUACCCCCGCGUCAAAGUUGAAAAGAGAUUCAACCACCGGAGACUUCACCUAUUAUGUUGCUGGGCUAGGGGCAUGCGGGACCACAAAUACUGCUAGUGACUACAUCGUGGCGUUGAACAGUGAUCAAUGGGACGGCGGUUCACACUGCUACGAAAUGGUCACCCUUUCUUAUGGAGGAAAAACAGUUACGGCUCAGGUUACGGAUGAAUGCCCGACUUGCGCUUAUGGUCAAUUAGAUCUCACGUAUUCGCUCUUCGCUGCUUUGUCGGGCGGUGAUCCGAAUCAGAUUGGCGAAAUGUACGGCGGGACAUGGUCAUUUGCAGAUGGUUCCUCAUCAUCCACAUCGACUUCAUCAACGUCCCAGUAUACCCCACCUUCAACGACCCAAACACCUACCUCUACCUCGACUCCUCCACCGAGCACCACGUCUUCGUCCUCCAGCAGCACCGAGAGUACAUCUUCGUGGACAUCAACCUCCAGUUCUUCAUCUUCUGCUACUACCACGAGUUCAAGUUCGAGUUCGAGUUCAACUUCUUCCUCUGCUAGCGCCAGUCCUACAGCUAGUGCAGGUCCUCAGGUUCUCGCUCAGCUACAGCUUGCUCUCAUCCAACUAGGAGAAUUUACGGCUAAUGCUUAUAUGGCUAACUGAUAACAUACUCAUACCCUCUUUUCGAUACCAACUCCAUCUUUUUCCUUUGGUCAUGGUACUUUGUGGUUCUACGGGUUUGCGUUCAGUCCAGGACGAACUAUCUAUUUAGCGAAAGCAAGAUAUCGAGUCCCA